AAAUACAAAGGCUCAAGUUGCAUUCAGAUUCUUAAACCUCUAUUAAUUGCAACAUGUUGUCCAUUCGAACUUACAACAAACAAUAUCUGGCUGAUCAGAGCAACUUUUACAAUGACGAACCUAAUGAGAAGAAGGCGCAAGGAAGUGGGCGAAAACGACGACACUGAACUACUUUUGAGAAAGGUGUUCGGAAAUGUGUGAAAAGCGAAAGAGCUUAAUAACGAAUUCUCUUCAAUUUGCCCUGGCGAUAGAAAGCGAAACUAAGCAAACGCUGCCUGAGCAGAGAACAAGGCUGCUAAUUAUUUGACUGUGUUGAUGGCAGAGCGUCAACUUAGCUGUCGACGUUGACGUUGACGUCGGCGCUGUCAACGCGUCGUAUGCUUAACGUGCGACAGCGCUGAAUGCAAUUGAUAAGUAUCGUGAAAAGCAGCGACUGCGACGGUGUCGGCGACUGAGAAACAACAAUAACAACAGCAGCAGCUACAAAUCAAGCAAACACAUUUGAUGAAUGAAAAUAAUCCAACACUUGCCCAUACACACGCACACAUAAACACCGAUGGCGUUGUGCGGUCGACGUCGGCUUCGCAGUCGCGAACAUUUUGCGCGUUCGUUGGCUACGUUUCAAAUUUGAUUUUAAUGUAGUUUUUAGUACUAUUUGAUAAUCAGGCAAGCAAAGUUGAGCCGUCUGUUCUCACAGCACUCUUUCUCUCUUUCGUGUCAUUUGCCAGUGGAAACAGUGGAAACUGUGGGCCUGCCAUCGGUGAUCUGUGCACGAGCCCGAUCAGUUGUGCCAUCGUCGCGUGCUCGACAACACACCACACACCAUACGACACAAUAAAACGCGUCAUAUAUCGUGCAUCAUAAAAAAGAAAGAGUCGAUGUCAAAAUAAAUGAACCAAAGGGUUUAAAUUUAUGCAAAUUUAACUGAGGCUGCCGUUCGUUACAUGCACUAAUUUUAUUAAUCUCGAGGAAGGGAUCCACAUUCCUGGGGAAGUCUUGCCCAUCACAUCGUCAACCACUACCCACCCCUUGGCAACACCGCCCCGCCCGUGCGCACGGGCCUAGGAUAAUAUUCACACGGAGACAGACAUAAUGACGCGACCCAAGCAGGAUGCCAGCAAGUUUAAAAGUUUUAUGCAGGAGAAUGUGCUCACAAUGGCCACCGUGAUUGGUGUCUUUGUGGGCGGACUUGUGGGCUUUAUAAUCAAGAAUAGCACCGGAGAGUGGACUAAACGUGAGAUUAUGUAUAUAUCAUUUCCGGGUGAAAUAUUUCUGCGCAUGUUGAAAUGUCUCAUAGUCCCGCUGCUUGUGUCCUCUAUAACAAGUGCCAUAGGUGGACUAGACUUGAGUAUGUCCAGCAAGAUUGCAACAAGGGCCAUAACUUACUACUUCGUUACCACAAUUUCGGCAGUUAUAUUAGGUAUUUGUCUAGUCACAACAAUACGACCCGGCCAGGGUGCCAAAAUUGUGGAAACACGCACAGAGACCAUCGACAAGGCUUCCAAGGUGUUGACGCCUGAUACUUUAAUGGACUUAGUGAGAAACAUGUUCACGGACAACAUCAUUCAAUCGACCAUGUUUCAGCAUCGCACGGAGAUAUUUGAGAACACCACAAUCAGCCCGGCACAGCCAAUGGAGAAUUGGGAAUUCAAGGCGGCACAACGAGAGGGCUCCAAUGUGCUUGGUCUAGUCAUGUUCAGUGUGAUCUUGGGCACAACUAUUGGUCGGAUGCGGGAGAAGGGUCAGCUGCUGCAAGAUUUCUUUACCACACUCAGCGAGGCAAUGAUGACAAUCACAUCUUGGGUAAUUUGGAUUUCUCCACUUGGCGUGGGCUUUUUGAUAGCAGCCAAGAUUAUUGAGAUGGAGUCCAUAGCGGCAACAAUACAGUCUUUAGGAUGGUAUUUCAUAACCGUGAUGAUAGGUCUCUUCCUGCAUGGCUUUGGCACCAUUGCGGUUAUAUUCUUUUUGGGCACACGUCGAAUGCCAUAUCGCUUCAUAGCCAAACUCAGUCAGGUGCUGGCCACUGCCUUUGGCACGGGCUCAAGCUCGGCCACAAUGCCAUUGACCAUCAAAUGCCUGGACAACAUGGGCAUCGAUCCACGUGUCACGCGUUUCGUAAUUCCGGUUGGUGCCACGAUCAACAUGGAUGGCACUGCCUUGUACGAGGCUGUGGCAGCUCUCUUUAUCGCUCAAUAUCGUGAGAUGAGCUACUCCUUCGGCACCAUUGUGGCAGUGAGCAUCACAGCAACGGCGGCUUCCAUAGGCGCAGCGGGCAUUCCUCAAGCAGGUCUCGUUACCAUGGUCAUGGUGUUGGAUACAGUGGGCUUGGAACCAAAGGACGUGUCGCUGAUCAUUGCCGUUGAUUGGCUGCUGGAUCGAUUCCGUACCACAAUCAAUGUAAUGUGCGAUGCUUUGGGUACUAUUUUGGUCAAUCAUCUUUCGAAGAACGAUUUGGCAAGUGUCGAUCGGUUGAAUGCUGAGCCACAUGAGCUGCUCGAGCUUGGGGCCAAUGGACACGAAAUGAAAGAAUGAAGGCAGUCUAUGCUUGGCGCCUAUAAUCGCAAACGAUGAGUGAUGCAGGACGAGCACAAUGACAAUGACGAUGAGAUACAAAUGGAGAUAGAGCCUGUGGUCUCUCGUCAUCGUUAGUUUGCCUCUCCGCAUCAUUUGGUUUGUGGCUAAAAGCGGCCAAGACGCAAUUUCACUUUCAAGUAAUUGGCAACAGUUAGCUGUCUAUGUUAACUGUCGGCACAUUAACACGAAUUUAUUGAGUCGUUUGUCUUUGAUUGGCAUUCGAUAACGCAUGAAAUAAUAUGAAUAAUUAAUUAGUGUAAUUCAUGAUGUAAAUAAUUUUGGUUAUAACUACAAUUAAUUAAAUUGAUCGAGUUCAAAUUUCAGUUACAUUUUCAUACUUAGCAUUAAACAAAAUAAUCGAACCAAACACACAAUGAAUUGUUACACAAAUAUCCAUUAAUACGAAUAUAAAAUUGAGGGAAAGGAAUACGUAUUGUUUCUGCAUUAACAAAGAUACAAACCUUCGCAAAAUAUUAUAAUUACAAAAUUAGCCAAGACAACAAAACACAACACAACAAUUAAAGAACAAUUAGACCUAAACAAUAUUAAAAGAACAAAUAAGAAAACACAAAUGUUUGCUCAAAUUUUACACAGAAAUUAAUUACCGUUUAAAGUUCUUGUUUGAAGUUGAACUUUGUAAAUACUUAAUAGUUUAAGUAUAAUAAAAAAAUUAUUUCAUAAUUGUGUCAGCAUUAAUACAACAACAAAAAUAAGAAAUAAUUUUCAAAUAUCAAACCAAAAAAAAAAAGAGGAAAAAACACACGAAUAUUAAAUGACAAUAAUAA
Messenger RNA from Drosophila nasuta, 3359 nucleotides. RefSeq names its product Excitatory amino acid transporter 1 (gene Eaat1). Bases 1093 to 2532 code for a protein of 479 amino acids. Gene Ontology annotation, cellular component: plasma membrane. Gene Ontology annotation, molecular function: glutamate:sodium symporter activity; neutral L-amino acid transmembrane transporter activity; L-glutamate transmembrane transporter activity. Lineage: Eukaryota; Metazoa; Arthropoda; Insecta; Diptera; Drosophilidae. The transcript has 11 exons. Gene Ontology annotation, biological process: L-glutamate transmembrane transport. The record is from RefSeq and is a predicted model, not a curated record.